CAUGCUCAACGUAACUGCCCGGGGACUUUUGCUUUCCUCAUACCGGCUGCUCUGAGCCAAUGGUAGGAGGCAUGAGCGGAAAAGACCGCCCCUUGUCGAGAAACUACGCUGACCUGCUAUAAAUCCACCCAAAGACUGUUCCGAGCUCAGAAUAACGCAAGAGACUACAUAGAGAACUACACAGCCUUUUCUGUUCACUGCAAAAUCCCGAUCGCGCUUGGAUUAUAACUAUGACUCUGGAAGAGAUCCGCGGACAAGAGAACACAAUGGAAAACGCAGAUAGGGUGCAAAGUGCAGGCGCAGCCCUGGAAGAGCUGCUGGUCGCUGCUAAGAAGCAGGACUACCUGACAGUUGGAGUUUAUGAAUCUGCUAAAGUCAUGAAUGUUGACCCAGACAGCGUGGCAUUCUGCGUGCUCGCCACCGAUGAGGAGUACGAGUGUGACAUUGCUCUCCAGAUCCACUUCACCCUCAUCCAGGCUUUCUGCUUCGACAACGACAUCAACGUGGUGCGUGUCAAUGAUAUCGAGCGCCUGGCCGACCUCGUGAGCGCAGACGAGACCGGCGAGCCCAAGGACGCGCACUGCAUUCUUGUCACGAGCCCCAGUGCAAACCCAUGGAAAGACCCCGCUCUGGACAAGCUGAGUCUGUUCUGUGAGGAGAGCCGCAGUGUGUAUGACUGGGUGCCCACCAUCACGCUCCCAGAGCGCUGAAGUGACAUUCCACUAACAAUGCUUCACAUGAUGAUGAUGAAGAUGAUGAAAAGAAAGUAAGGAGCUGAGCCUCAGUUAGGGUUGUGAAGCCUUUCUGCCUCACUUUCUGGAUUAAGGGGCUGUGGCUGUAACCCCCUGCAAGAGCACAACCUACCAGUGCAUUCUGGGUCAGCACGUUGGUUCUGGAUUACCCUGAGGAAGGGUUCAAGUUCAGAGGUCAAGUGCAGACUGGGUCAGGUGAAUGUGGAAUGGACAGAAAGCCUGAUGGACACAGAAGGAUUUGGAAUGUACUGCAAAGUGCAUGAAUAAUUGAUAAGUGGCGUCCCUGUUGCUGUCCUAGUUAAAAGGCAAUGGGGAACUGAGCACAGCAGGUCACAGAGACCUUGCAAGAAAUGGACUUGUGAAAGUGCAGAGGCUGGACUGAAUCUCAUCAGAGGGGAACAAGGAAGAUGCUGGUUCAGAAGAGGGUGUCUAAAAAUGUCUAAAUGGACUUUACUUUUCUUUUUAUAGUGCAGCUAUCAGGAAGUUCUUGGAAUAAGCAGAGACUUUGCUUGCAAAUCCUGAUUUGAGCUGUGUCUGAACCUGUGACACUUUCUCACGGACUAUUAUUAUUACUUUGAAAUAUGCAGACAAAUAUGCAAUAUUGUUUGAAUUGUACUCAUUUUUAAUGUUUUGUGAAUAAACAUUUGAAAUCAA
Messenger RNA from Sander lucioperca (pikeperch), 1406 nucleotides. It is a transcript of the gene gadd45ga, whose product is annotated as growth arrest and DNA-damage-inducible, gamma a. Bases 231 to 710 code for a protein of 159 amino acids. The record is from RefSeq and is a predicted model, not a curated record. Lineage: Eukaryota; Metazoa; Chordata; Actinopteri; Perciformes; Percidae. Gene Ontology annotation, biological process: regulation of cell cycle. Gene Ontology annotation, cellular component: nucleus; cytoplasm. The transcript has 4 exons.